Durio zibethinus is the source of this 2246-nucleotide messenger RNA. RefSeq names its product protein PHR1-LIKE 3-like. The record is from RefSeq and is a predicted model, not a curated record. Gene Ontology annotation, molecular function: DNA binding; DNA-binding transcription factor activity. NCBI's taxonomy places the organism in Eukaryota, Viridiplantae, Streptophyta, Magnoliopsida, Malvales, Malvaceae.
GAGACUUGAAAGUGAAAGACAAAGACACAACAACAUAUCGCUGUCUUAGCCUCUGCAUCCCUCAAAAUUCACUCACUUUGCUUCUAUAAUUCUCUCUCUGUUCCCAUCAUCUUCUUCCAUCUUUACCUCCAAACUUUGGGGCUCCGAGCCCCGAACCGAAACCGGAGAGGGCGCAAGUCAUAUACUUCUGUUGAUUUUCGCUCUGCAUUUUCUCGGGAAGAAGUUUCAGAAGAAAUGUACCCGCUUAUCCGGUCGUUACCAUUGGAUGGGAGUGUGGGAGAUUAUCAAGGGUCGCUUGAUGGGACCAACUUGCCUGGUGAUGCUUGCUUGGUCCUAACAACGGAUCCGAAGCCUCGACUCCGAUGGACAGCCGAGCUUCAUGAACGUUUCGUCGAUGCUGUUACUCAACUUGGUGGCCCUGACAAAGCAACCCCUAAGACUAUUAUGAGAGCCAUGGGAGUAAAAGGCCUUACCCUCUAUCACUUGAAAUCACAUCUUCAGAAAUAUCGGCUGGGGAAGCAAUCUUGCAAGGAAUCAACUGAUAACUCUAAGGAUGCUUCUUGUGUUGCAGAAAGUCAGGACACUGGUUCAUCUACAACAUCAUCAUCGAGAAUGGUAGCGCAGGAUUUGAAUGAUGGUUUACAGGUUACUGAAGCUCUUCGAGUGCAGAUGGAAGUUCAACGAAGACUACAUGAACAGUUGGAGGUACAGCGUCGUCUUCAACUUCGGAUUGAAGCACAAGGCAAAUACCUACAGUCAAUACUCGAGAAAGCCUGUAAAGCUCUGAAUGAUCAGGCUGCUGCUUCUGCUGGUCUUGAAGCUGCCAGAGAAGAGCUUUCUGAACUGGCUAUCAAAGUUUCCAACGAUUGUCAAGGGAUGGUCCCUCUUGAUAACAUAAAAUUGCCUUCCUGGACCGCAGCUCUAGAGAACAAAAUUACUUCCAGUAUUCCGGCCCGAAUUGGUGAUUGCUCCGUUGAAAGUUGCUUGACUUCUACUGGAAGCCCUGUUUCCCCAAUGGGUGUUGGUUCUAUUAUGAAGAAGAGGCCAAGGCCCUUGUUUGGAAAUGGAGACCCUUUGCCCUUGGAUGGCAACAUAAGGCAAGAAAUAGAAUGGGUGAUGCCUAAUAUUAGUUGAGUAGCAGGACUUUUCCAUCUUAGAAAUGGUACCUUCUCCCUUUCCUUUAUUUUUUCCUUUUGUUUACUCCUUGUCUAGUUAAUCUAAAUGUCUUUUAUUUUAUCAUCUGUAUCAUCAGUGGUCUGUAUAUUCUAAAAGCAGAUCCUUUUGAAUAUGGGGUUACCUCCAAAACUUGAGAUUGCCUUCCCUUGCACAGUGUUAUGAGACAUCGUUUCGUUAGUUCACCUUUGAAGUUAAUGCAUGAUCAAAAGAUUCAAGACAAGAAUUUAUCCGAAGGACAAUCAAAAGACCACUCCAUCGGAGUGCUUCUGAUUUUGUUUUUAAUUUUAAUCAAUUGUUUCAAUGAGAAUUGGACUAUAUUUCCGCAUCCUAUUCAGUUUUCCAUUUCAUAUGAAUAGAUCCAUUCACUAUAAAAUAAUUCAUGAAUUGCUGUUAUACUUGAAGAUUAUUAGCCUGAUAUCUCUAUAUCAGAGUAUUAUGUGAUGAGAUCAUUUUCUGAGUCAAGAAAAUAAACAGGAGUCUAAAUCUUUAUUCUGGGGAGGUUGGAUGGAGUUAUUAUAGAUUCCUAAUGCAAAACUCCAUUUUCGUGUUGAAAGCUUAAAAUUUUGUGGUUUGAACCUCAUCGGUCCCCCACUUCUCUAGCCACAAACCUUCCAUGAGAGCAAGAGUACGACCUGCACGUGCAUGAAUGAUAAAACAAACAUCUUAGCCUUCGAAAAUGCAUGAGUUCCAACUAGGAUCUUAGUUUAGCUUGUUAGUAUAUUUAUCCUUAAAAGGUGGUAUUCAAAAGAUUCUGUAAUUUAAAACAUAACAUUGAUAACUAUUUUUAUAUUCGAAAGGUGGUGUUCUAUUGUUUCAUUUGUCUGUGUAACUCUGUAUUGCAGUUUCUCCUUUUAGAUCAUUUUUGUAACAUUUUUUUCUAGUUAGAUUCUUUCGGUUUGUAAAAAUGGAGUUUCGGUCAUGAAAAUUUACACAAUUUCAUGAAAACCUGUAGCUUUAAGCUCUUCCUAAACUUUUAUUUCAUAUGGAUCUAGAAAUUUUUGUAAAUGGUUACUGCUUAUUACCAAUUUACCAGAAUAGUGUAAUCAAAUUCUGGGGAAUCAGAGAUUUGG